AUGGGCGCUGCGUGGCAGUCACCAGGCCCAGCCACCUAUGAUUUUCGGACGGGAGUGAACGAUGGGUGGAACGCUAGUGGUGCUUCUGGAUUUGAAGCAGAAAUGGGCAGACUGACGGGUAGGGAUGCCACUCUGUUCAUGGUUUUUAGCAUUAUGGGAAACCAAGUUGCUUUGAGGACUCAUCUAGGAACUCCACCGCAUUCCAUUCUAUGUGAUGUGCGUAGCCAUCUAGUUCACAUGGAAACUGGUGGGGCGGGUAGCUGGUCAGGGGCACUGAUGGUGACAAUAGCUUCCUCCAAUGGUCUUUGGUUGACUCUGAAAUAUUUACAGCGCUAUGCUGUCAUUUCAGAUGGAACUGAUUUUUGCACCUGUCCAAUAAAACUCAUUCACUUAGAGGUUCCACUAGGUGGCAUUGUGAUGCCACUGAGCGAAGUUAAACGCAUAUGUCAUUGGGCUAGAUCCAACGAUAUCGUGGUUCAUUUGGAUGGCGCCAGGCUUUGGGAGGCCGUCGCAUCUGUCGCCGGUACUCUUCAUGAGUAUUGUGCUCUCCCAGACUCGAUUAAUCUCUGCCUCACUGAAGGACUUGGAGGAGAAGUAGACAGUGCUCUCGUUGGUAAUAAAGCAUAUUUGAAGCGUGCAAAAUGGGUGAAGAAAACUAACAGUGCUCAAUAUUACAGCAUGGUUCAAUACGUCUCAUCAGAUCGUAGUGGAGUAUUACUCACGAAGGAUCCGGGAAAGGAAAUGCUAGAAAGAUACCCUCAAUUGAUGAACAGAGAUAAUGUUGCGGUUUCUUGGUCCCCUAAGUGUAAAGGAGAUAAGGUUCUCGGUCUAGAGACGAUGGAGGUUGCAUGGCUCAGUCGAUAUAUCGUGACAAGUCGACAAUCCUUGAGCCAUUUACUCGAUCUUGGAGCUGAGAUUCGACGCUGA
Molecule: messenger RNA, 927 nt
Organism: Sclerotinia borealis F-4128
Lineage: Eukaryota; Fungi; Ascomycota; Leotiomycetes; Helotiales; Sclerotiniaceae
Source: the annotation of a GenBank genome assembly